Pteropus alecto (black flying fox) is the source of this 2643-nucleotide messenger RNA. RefSeq names its product bridging integrator 1 (gene BIN1). The transcript is spliced from 19 exons. The record is from RefSeq and is a predicted model, not a curated record. The coding region runs from base 306 to 2090 and encodes 594 amino acids. Gene Ontology annotation, cellular component: cytoplasm; synaptic vesicle; plasma membrane. Gene Ontology annotation, molecular function: phospholipid binding; tau protein binding. Gene Ontology annotation, biological process: regulation of endocytosis. NCBI's taxonomy places the organism in Eukaryota, Metazoa, Chordata, Mammalia, Chiroptera, Pteropodidae.
CACGUGCUCGCUGCUCCCUCCCUAAGCGCCUCGCUGUUCCCGCGCCGGAGGGGCCCUUUAAAAGGCAGUGUCUUGUCCGGCGGGGCGGGUGGGGGUGCUGACCGCAGCCGCAGGCUCGGCCUUUCCCCUCCCCCCUCCCUCUGUCCGUCCCUCCCUCGGUCCCCGCGUCGCUCGCUCGCUCGCCCGGCGCACGCUCCGCCUCCGUCAGUCGACUCGGCUAUCUAGUGCGCGGCGUGGAGCCGGACCGGGGCCCGCAGCCGGGGCUGGAAGCUCGGUGCCAGCCACCGGGCGCGGCCCAGGGCACAAUGGCAGAGAUGGGCAGCAAGGGGGUGACGGCGGGAAAGAUUGCCAGCAACGUGCAGAAGAAGCUUACCCGCGCGCAGGAGAAGGUCCUUCAGAAACUGGGGAAGGCAGACGAGACAAAAGAUGAGCAGUUUGAACAGUGUGUCCAGAAUUUCAACAAGCAGCUGAACGAGGGCACCCGGCUGCAGAAAGAUCUCCGGACCUACCUGGCCUCUGUCAAAGCCAUGCAUGAGGCCUCCAAGAAGCUGAACGAGUGUCUGCAGGAGGUGUAUGAGCCCGACUGGCCUGGCAGGGACGAAGCAAACAAGAUCGCUGAGAACAAUGACCUGCUUUGGAUGGAUUACCACCAGAAGCUGGUGGACCAGGCCCUGCUGACCAUGGACACGUACCUGGGCCAGUUCCCUGACAUCAAGUCACGCAUUGCCAAGCGAGGGCGGAAGCUGGUAGACUAUGACAGUGCCCGGCACCAUUACGAGUCCCUCCAAACGGCCAAAAAGAAGGAUGAAGCCAAAAUUGCCAAGCCUGUCUCGCUGCUUGAGAAAGCCGCCCCCCAGUGGUGCCAAGGCAAACUGCAAGCUCAUCUCGUAGCUCAAACUAACCUGCUCCGAAAUCAGGCCGAGGAGGAGCUCAUCAAAGCCCAGAAGGUGUUUGAGGAGAUGAAUGUGGAUCUGCAGGAGGAGCUGCCUUCCUUGUGGAACAGCCGUGUAGGUUUCUAUGUCAACACGUUUCAGAGCAUUGCGGGCUUGGAGGAAAACUUCCACAAGGAGAUGAGUAAGCUCAAUCAGAACCUCAGCGACGUGCUGGUCAGCCUGGAGAAGCAGCAUGGGAGCAACACCUUCACGGUCAAGGCCCAGCCCAGUGACAACACCCCUGCAAAAGAGAACAAGAGCCCUUCACCUCCACCAGAUGGUUCUCCUGCUGCCACCCCUGAGAUCAGAGUCAACCAUGAGCCUGAACCAGCCAGCGCUGCCACCCCUGGGGCCGCCCUCCCCAAAUCCCCAUCUCAGCUCCGGAAAGGCCCACCAGUCCCUCCGCCUCCCAAACACACCCCAUCCAAGGAAGUCAAGCAGGAGCAGAUCCUCAGCCUGUUUGAUGACACGUUUGUCCCUGAGAUCAGCGUGACCACCCCCUCCCAGUUUGAGGCCCCAGGGCCUUUCUCGGAGCAGGCUAGUCUGCUGGACCUGGAUUUUGACCCCCUCCCACCUGUGGCAAGCCCUGUGAAGGCGCCCACACCCUCUGGUCAGCCAAUCCCAUGGGACCUCUGGGAGCCCACAGAGAGUCCAGCUGGCAGCUUGCCUUCCAGGGAGCCCAGUGCUACCGAGGGCACCUUUGCCGUGGCCUGGCCCAGCCAGACAGCCGAGCCAGGUCCUGCCCAACCAACAGAGGCCUCAGAGGUGGCGGGUGGGACCCAACCUGCGGCUGGAGCCCAGGAGCCUGGGGAGACGGCAGCAAGUGAAGCAGCCUCCAGCUCUCUGCCUGCUGUUGUGGUGGAGACCUUCCCAGCAGCUGUGAAUGGCACUGUGGAGGGAGGCAGCGGGGCUGCACGCUCGGAUCUGCCCCCGGGGUUCAUGUUCAAGGUGCAGGCCCAGCACGACUACACGGCCACCGACACAGAUGAGCUGCAGCUCAAGGCUGGGGACGUGGUGCUGGUGAUCCCCUUCCAGAAUCCAGAAGAACAGGAUGAAGGCUGGCUCAUGGGCGUGAAGGAGAGCGACUGGAACCAGCACAAGGAGUUGGAGAAAUGCCGGGGCGUCUUCCCUGAGAACUUCACUGAGCGGGUUCAGUGAGGGCAGAGGCUGGUGCAGCUCUCUGGGCCUGUGAAGAACACCUUUUCCCGAAAAAUGUGUGUGGUUUUUUUUUUCUGUUUUUGUUUUUUAACUUUUGGAAAGCAAAGGGAAAUCGAGAGGAGAGACCUAAGCCGAGAGGUAUUCUCCCAAAGAUUAGGUUGUUUUCCAAAGAGCCUGGUUUCGGCAAGUUCGGUGGAAUCACCAGUGUUCCUGAAGCUGCUGUGUCCCCUAGUUGAGUUCCUGGCUGCCCUCAGCCCUGCCCCGCAUCCUUUGGGUGUCUGCUGCUGCAGCUGCUAGUGAGCCCGGCCGCAGGGCGGGGCCUGGGGGCCGCAGAGCCACCAUGCUUGCCUGAAGCUUUGGCUGAGCCACCCGGGCAAGGGUCCUCCUUUCCUGGCAGCUGCUGUGGGUAGGGUCCAGUCUCUCCAGACACCUCGGGACCCAGACAACCAUCUGGCCUGGCCCUGCCUCGCAGACCAUCUGUGUGCUGUUUGAAAAUAAAUCUUAGUGUUCAAAACAAAAUGAAACAAAAAAAACUGACAAAAGCACUCAGAAA